Messenger RNA from Mucor velutinosus, 2100 nucleotides. RefSeq lists its product as uncharacterized. Gene Ontology annotation, molecular function: nucleic acid binding. NCBI's taxonomy places the organism in Eukaryota, Fungi, Mucoromycota, Mucoromycetes, Mucorales, Mucoraceae. Gene Ontology annotation, biological process: DNA integration. Bases 1 to 2100 code for a protein of 699 amino acids. The record is from RefSeq and is a predicted model, not a curated record. The transcript has a single exon.
AUGUUCACACUACAAACUGACAUUCAUCUUAUAAACUUACAUUACGAGACUACGGCUACAAGGCGUUGUGACAUCCAAUUAACCGAUUCCCAAGAUGCUCGGAUACAAGAUGUAUUACAAGAGUUCAAAGAAUUACUACGCAAAGACUCGGACAAGCCCUUGGUUACUACCAAAAUGGAAUUCACCAUCGACACGGGAGACCAUCCUCCCAUCUACAUUCGACCAAGACAUUACCAUCCUGACAUACAAUUGAAGAUCGACGCCAAGCUCUCUGAACUGGAACGCAAUGGAAUUGUUAGUAAAGUCAACUUCACGGAUUGGGGCUUCCCAGUAACAGCGGUCCCUAAGCCAAACGGCUCUCUUCGCAUAUGCGGACACUACGUCAAAAUAAAUGCGAUCACAAAGACUAUCAAGUAUCCACUUAUCAGCCUCCAUCAUGCACUUCAGUCUCUGGGCAAUGCAAAAUAUUUUUCAAAAAUAGAUCUCCUGUCAGGCUACUUUCAGAUUCCCAUUGCUGCUGCUGACAAGCCCAAGAGAGCCCUGGUAACACCUAACUCUACAUACGUUUUUAACACGAUGGCCAUGGGGGUGAAAAAUGCCCCAGCACACUUUCAAUUAUUAAUGGAUCAGGUACUCGGGGACAUGAGAUACAGAACUGCUAUCGCUUAUCAAGAUGACACCAUUCUGUUCUCUGAUACCUUUGACAAUCAUGUGCUCCAGUUACGCAAACUCCUAACGAGACUGAGGGAAGCCGAUUUGACCAUCAACAUUGAAAAGUGCCAAUUUGGGCUAAAUCAAAUCAUUGUCUCUGAUCAGGGUGUCCAUGAUGACAUGGAUAAAGCUACACCUAUCAAUAAUCUACGGGCUCCCACAAAUAUAAAAGAGGUUGAAAGGUUGUUACUCGGCAUGGCAGGAGUGUAUUCCAAGUUUAUAUCCAAGUAUCAAGUAAUGGUGGAACCAAUUCGACGCUUGAAGAUCAAAGAUGUACCAUUCGCUUGGGAAUCUGAACAGGAGCACGCGUUUCAAGAACUCAAAAGGUCUCUCGCUGCAUUACCUUACUUGAAACAAUUCAAUUUCAAACUUCCAUCCGAGCUGCAUUGCGAUGCUGCCACCUCAUCAGGCAUUGCUGUCAUACUCUGCCAACGGUACGAUGACACACCUUACCCUCUCUCCUUCGCAUCCCGCAGUGUCACGAAGUUUGAAAAAAACUACUCCAUCCGUGAAUUGGAAGCUUUGGCCAUCAUCUUUGGGGUUAAGAAAUUUAGGAUGUAUCUUGAAUGCAACCAAUUUACCGUAUUCACUGAUCAUUCAUCCCUCCAGUGGUUUCUUAAUACCGAUGCGGACAAACAACCCAGACUUUGGCGAUGGUGCCUCUUUCUACAGACUUAUGAUUUCAAGGUUAUAUACGUACCAGGAAAUGUGAACCAUGCUGCGGAUACACUAUCUCGUGCUGCGAUUCUUGCAAUUGCCUCUUAUCAUCCGGACAUCAAUUGGGCCAAGGAACAAAGACUGGAACCCAUGUUACGACCAUACUUUAACAACACGAAUGUCAAGUACACCAAGCAUAAAAUCGUUGAUGGCAUACUAUACAAGGUAGAAAACAAACAGCACAAGACCAUAGCCACAGACAUGUACAUAAGGGUACCUAGCCAUCUGGUAGCGGAUCUGAUCAGCAAACAUCAUGACUCCAAGUUUGCAGGACAUGGCGGUAUCGCCAAAACCAAGGCUUCCUUGGUAAAAGCGCACCUGUACUGGAUCAACAUGACUCAUGAUAUCAAUGCCUAUAUUCAGAAGUGUCAAAUUUGUCAAAGAAUCAAGGGACAUGUUGCUGCUAAUCAUAAUAUGGCCACUAUCCAUGGAACAGCUCCGUUCAUCAAGGUCGCAAUCGACUACUACUUUGGUCCUCUGCCAACGUCAAGCGCGGGACAUCAAUGCGUUUUGGUAGUUAUAGACACAUUCACAAAAUAUGUAGAACUAUAUCCUACCAGGUCAACAGCAUCACAAGAAUUGGCUUCCAUCAUGUACACACAGUUUAUAUUGCGACAUGGCGUUCCCAACGAAAUAAUCAUGUGUGAUAACGGAAACAGCCUUGGAUCAUAA